This is a messenger RNA of Drosophila persimilis, 824 nucleotides long. RefSeq lists its product as uncharacterized. The coding region runs from base 144 to 749 and encodes 201 amino acids. Lineage: Eukaryota; Metazoa; Arthropoda; Insecta; Diptera; Drosophilidae. The record is from RefSeq and is a predicted model, not a curated record. The transcript is spliced from 3 exons.
CAAAUAAGCGCCCACAAAAGUUGGAUCUACAAAAGGGGAAAGUCGCGACUUGUUCUGCUUGCCGUUUGUUAUCUUGUAAAGUCCGUCCCAUCGACCUGUUUUACAUAGCAAUAAAUAAAAAAAAAAAACAAAAAAUCUACGGAAUGAUCAAGACGAGACUGCUGCUGCUCUGCGCGCUAUCGGCGUUCCUCAUGGCCAUCGAGGCGCAGAUAGCCUUCGUGGAGGACGCGGACAUUGAUAAGAAGAAAGUUAACUUGGCGGGUCGAAAGCCGCUCUAUUCGCCGGCGCGAUGCCCGCGGUACCAGCUUCUAUAUCCAGGGGAUCAGCAGCUCGAUUGGGUCUGUGACUGUGCGCCAGCCACGCUCUACUACCCGGAGACGGACGCCUGCUAUCCCGCCUACAGGCAGGGCCCGUGCGAACAGGGCCAGAUGCUGGUCCUCUACAAAGAGAAGAUAAUACCCGAGUGCGUGAGGAAUCCCUGCAACACGGACGGCCAUUUCAUGAUACGCGACACUUGCUACGAGUUCGGCAACACCAAGCACGAGGGCAAUCCCUGUCCCUUCAAGGAGUACACCUAUGUGCUGGGCGUAAAUCCAAUUAAUCUGAUGGUGGACUGCGUGAAGCUGUCGGUGCAGCUGGAGACGCGCAUAUCGCAGGACGAAGCGGCUGCUCCACCGGACUACCACAUUGAGCUGGCCGAGAAGUGCUCCCGCGGCAGCCGACUCCUUGCCCAGGGACGAUGCACAUAGGCAGUCGAGACGAUUCGAAUCAAAUUCAAAAGAGAUUUAAACCAUAACAAUAAGAAUUCUUUAUGUACAACAAAA